Saccharomyces kudriavzevii IFO 1802 is the source of this 1011-nucleotide messenger RNA. It is a transcript of the gene PFA3, whose product is annotated as palmitoyltransferase PFA3. The coding region runs from base 1 to 1011 and encodes 336 amino acids. Gene Ontology annotation, molecular function: protein-cysteine S-palmitoyltransferase activity. The record is from RefSeq and is a predicted model, not a curated record. Gene Ontology annotation, cellular component: endoplasmic reticulum; Golgi apparatus. The transcript has a single exon. Lineage: Eukaryota; Fungi; Ascomycota; Saccharomycetes; Saccharomycetales; Saccharomycetaceae. Gene Ontology annotation, biological process: protein targeting to membrane; peptidyl-L-cysteine S-palmitoylation.
AUGAGUGAAAAGUUUUCGCUAACUGGACUUUUCCCCAGAGUUUUAACGUCCUGCUUAUAUUUCUGGACUGUGUACACAACGCUGACAAGAAUACAUCAAAUACCGGGGUGGUUUCUCGCGGUGACACUAAUCCCGACGUUGAUGGUGGCUUUAUACACUUAUUAUAAAGUUAUUUCAACAGGACCAGGAUCUCCUCUGGAUUUCCCUGAUUUAUUAGUUCAUGAUUUGAAAGCAGCAGAAAAUGGCCUCGAACUUCCUCCAGAGUAUAUGUCAAAGAGAUGUAUGACCUUAAAGCGUGAUGGAAGGUUCCGGGUAUGCCAAAUUUGCCAUGUUUGGAAGCCUGAUCGUUGUCAUCAUUGUUCAUCGUGUGAUAUAUGUAUAUUGAAAAUGGAUCAUCAUUGCCCCUGGUUUGCUGAGUGCACCGGUUUUAAAAAUCAGAAAUUUUUUAUUCAAUUCCUCAUGUACACUACUUUUUACGCAUUCUUAGUCUUAAUAGAUACCUGUUAUGAACUCGGAACGUGGUUCAAUUCCGGUAGUUUUAGUCGUGAAUUGAUAGAUCUUCAUCUUUUAGGGACGGCGCUACUUGCCAUUGCAGUCUUCAUCUCUGUUUUAGCAUUCUCCGCUUUCAGCAUUUACCAGGUUUGCAACAAUCAAACAACCAUUGAAUUACACAGUAUGAGAAGAUAUCGAAGAGAUCUGGAAAUACUCAAUGAUAGCUAUGGAACAAAUACACAGCCGGAGAAUAUAUUUGACCUAGGUUCUUCGAUGGCCAACUGGAAAGAUCUGAUGGGUACGUCCUGGUUAGAGUGGCUUUUUCCUAUUGAAACGUAUAAGUACAAAAAGUCUAAACAUACACGGGACGAGAAAGGUUUAUACUUCAACGUAACACCGGAAAUCCAAGAUCGAUUGCUAAGUGGUAGAGACUUGGAAGAUCGCCUGAUAAGAAGAGUAACUCCAAGGCCAUCAUUAGAAGCCAAUAGGCCCCCCGUAGAAAUUCUUAGAGUAAAUUAG